Molecule: messenger RNA, 789 nt
Organism: Mya arenaria
Lineage: Eukaryota; Metazoa; Mollusca; Bivalvia; Myida; Myidae
Product: ELMO domain-containing protein C-like
Exons: 7
Coding region: 1-789 (262 amino acids)
Source: RefSeq, a predicted model, not a curated record
AUGCCAGACACUGAACAACAUAAUGGUUCUGCCAUGGUAAUCCUGAAGAAAAAAGACCGCUUUUCACAGGUGCGUUUCUUCAUGGAUAACCUGAAGAAACUGUUCAAGGUGGAUGACAUUACAGAUUCCAAUAAGCUUUUACAACAAUUGAAAACGCAAGUACCUGUUACUGCCAGAGGUCGCUUUACCAACACAGUGACAGGAAAUUUGGACGGCUGUCGUGGACACGACAACGACUACGGAAAACUCAUCAACAAUCUGUUUGAGCAAGUCGAAAAUGCGGGUUGUUCAUCACAUCAACAGUUAUGGACCACUCUUUACCAUAUAAGUGACUAUGGGAGUUACGACUGUAUGGGCGAUAUGAUUUACAGAGCUGUUGAGAGGUAUCAGGACGCUGCCCACGACCCAUGUGUCUGCGAAGAAACAACGACAACGCCAAAGACAACAACAACUACUACUCCUACGACUACCACCACCACGACAACAAAACCAACUACUUCUUCUACCACAACAUCAACAACAACUACAUCAACGACGACCAUACCGACUACUACAGCUCCUGUCUUCAAACACACUUGUGAUCCACAUAAAGUAAUAACUAUACUGGCUCACGCACAAAUAGUCACCCACCCUGAUGCUCACCCGUGCUCUGACGUGCAAGUUGGAACGAACGAGGAUCUCGUGCUGAACGCUUGUAAUCUUACCGCGCCGACAACUUGGACACGUGGUGUCAAUGUGGGUUCCAUUUACUCCAAUUCCAAUUUGUUUUCGCCUCUAACUAUUUUGUAA